Molecule: messenger RNA, 3058 nt
Organism: Botrytis cinerea B05.10
Lineage: Eukaryota; Fungi; Ascomycota; Leotiomycetes; Helotiales; Sclerotiniaceae
Exons: 1
Coding region: 890-2719 (609 amino acids)
Source: RefSeq, a predicted model, not a curated record
GUCAGCUAAUAAGCCAACUUUGCCCAACCAUUUUUCAUUAUGCUACCCUUUUCUUUCUUUUCGAACAGUCCCAUUAUGCUAACCCUAACCAUUCCUUUUGCUUUCCUUUCCUUUCCUAUUCUUCCCUUCCCUUCCCUUCCCUUCCCUUUCAUCUGUCAGUGAUCACCUCCAUCAUCUCUUUGAUCCGAGACACUGAUAUCCAAACCCCACCUCGUCCGCCAUUCCUUAUCCAAAAACAAGUCUUAUCCACCCGUCCACGUGUAUGCGUGCUGUACUUAUCCAUUUAGUCCAGUCACGCCAGUGGGUUUAGCCGUUGAUCUUGCACUAGCAGACACGACUCGUCUGUACGUAUUGUCGAGUACGUACAUUGAUUUAUAUUGGAUUAUUGGUACCGUCCAUAUCUUGAGGAAUAAAGUUUUUGAUAUUUUGUUUAUUGGUUCUGCAUUAUCACGCUGUUUAAGUUUGAUCCGUCAAAAGAUAAAGAGCCGCGGGGGAUUCCUAGACUGUGAUCUUAUGAUCCAAAGAGCGCUGUGGAAUUUGUCUGUCGAAUCUAGAGAGAUUCUAGAGAUACUCAUACGUCAAAACCAUACGUCAAGACUUGAGUCCAUAAAAUCGCCUCAUCUAACUAGAGUAUCUAAUACAUUAGACUAUUCGCACGUCGUACAACUCUAUCCUCGAACAAGACUCGGACCCCUCUAUUGACGAAGUCAUACUGCCAAACACGAAACAUUCGAACGGCCUCAUCAAUAGCCUAUUCUCACCUCGAUAUCGUUACAGCCUACUGCGAUUUCUUUAAUUCUGUCACGAAGAUACGACGAACGAGAUCACGAAAGGGAUUGUAUACUAAUAUCUUAUUGGUUUUUGUUUGUAACUGUACGACAUACCAAAGAUGGCUUUUAGACAAUCUGCACAUCAUGCCCCUCCUCGAACAUUUACACAACCUAAUCAAGAUACGAACUCGCAGACGCACAGUCAACAAAAUGUACAAGAGAGUGAUGGGCGUGUAGAAGCGAGUCAAGAAUGGGUAUUAUUUUCGCCAGCUGCGCCAAGUUUUACAGAGGGUACUUACACAGCUAGUACAGGGAGGACGAGGGGAACGCGCACAGCUGGCCAUUCAAGGAUCAGUGAUUUUGGAAGUUUAGAAACUGCGGCAAGGAGUUAUGGAAUUUAUGAUGAUCAUGAUGUAGAUGAAGAUGUGGAUGCGCAAACAGAGGAUGAUAAUGAGGAUGCCGAACUGGAUUCCUUGGAUAGUCAUUUACAUGAGUUUCGAACGGACCCAAGUGUUUAUGGGAAUAGGGAAGACGAGGAGGGACCUGUGUUACCGAAGCACGAUGGACUUGGGAGUUUCAGGGUAGAUGGAAUUGGCGAGGAUGUUCAACAACAUUUAUAUGCAUUUGAGCAGUACAAUCCGAGGAAAGUAAAGAGGAGGAGAGAAAGUUUAGAAAUCGGAGAAAUGGCUUUGGACAGUGAGAAAGCGGCGGAAAUGGAAAGGACGAGGAGGAUUGAAAUCUGGAGAUUGGAACAAAGUCGGGCUUUGGUAGAUGAGAUACAACGGGAGACUAGAAGGAGGAAACAAUCUAUGUCGAGCGAAAAGAGGAGUACUGUUGUUGAGGAUAAGGAACACGAGGAUUUGUUUACAUUGAAUAAUGUCGAAGCGGAACCUGCCCCAACGAUUACACGCGAAAACGAUAGUUUAUGGAAUAGACUCACCCGAAGAGUUAUACGAGAUCUAAUGGGUAUCGAUGAUGAUCUCCUGUCAAUCAUCUUUGGUGAAUCUCUACCGAUAGAAGAUGAACUUUCAAAAGCAUCAGGAAGAGCCAUUCCUAUUCCUGCCACGACCACACAGCCCGAUAAGAGUUCAUGGGAAUAUAGACUUCUUGAACGUAUAGCUCGCGAAUUGGGGUUGUUGGUUAAUCAACUCUCAGAUCAUCCUGGCACCUUUACAACAUAUCUUCAAUCUCAGCAGACACCCCUUCCUUAUGCAGGUUUACCCGUCAUUCCAGAAUCAGCAUCAAGUGGCAAUGCAAAUAUGACCACGAGUGUUCCUCUACCUGAUCUCGAAGAAGAACAAUUACAAGAAGAACCUCUUGCCUCAACUCUAAAUACCGAUGACGACCUAGAAUUCCAUCCUACAAUCCCUCGACCAAUAUCAAUCCCAAGCCAAAUUAUAGCAGAAGAAUUGGAGGAUUCAACACCGAGACAAUCAUAUAGUGCUCCUAUCACAAGAGAAGAAUGGGAGAGAGAUUUGGAUAUUAAAAUGGUCUUCCGUUACUUGAAAAGUAGAUUUACGAGUCGAAGUGAGAAUGUACCGGCUCCAACUGCUUCGAGUUCUGGUUCAGUAUUAUCGAAAAGUACAAGAGAAAACUUGGCUGUAGAGAAUACACCAGAUUCAUUGGCGAGAGUGGCGAGAGUGAGGGCUCAUCAUCCGCUGGUUAACCUUAAGGCAAAUAAUGGAGGGGUGAGAAAGAGAGGGACUGUGGGAAGAAGAGGAUCAAGUGAGAGUGGAGUAGGGUUAGGGUUAGGUGGAUUGGGGAAAGGAAUGGGAUUGGGAAGUGGCGGAGUACCAAUUGGUGGAACACUUAAGAGUUUAAGAAUUGGAAGUGGGAGUUCGAGACAUUAUUGGGAUAUCGGAGGGAGUUUGGGAGGAAGUAGUACGAGGGGAAGUGUAGUCGUAGGGGGAGGAGGGGGUGCGGGAAUGGGUGCCUGGGGGGAGGUUUGAUGGGAAGAUAAGAUGGGAUAAAGUCAGAAUUUGAUUUGAUAAGUGGGAUGAUGGUGAUGAGUUAAAUGAUAUGGACGGAGUUUUGUACACGAAGAUAUGAACGAACAAGCAAGCAAGGAUAAACGGAGCAUUUUUUGGGGGGGUUGGAUUAAUGAAUAUAUCACAUCAUAUCACAUAAAUAUACAUAGCGGGAAUAUUGGGUAUCUACUUUUGAAAUUUUGGAGGGGAGCAUUUAAUAGGGGGUUCUUGUUGGGAAAUUCGAAGGGAUUUGGGAUUGGGUUUAGAUAUUUAUUAUCAUCUUAUCUCUGCAUAUAAAUACGAAUAUGAAUAUCUGUAUUA